GUAUGCUAAGAUUUGAAUGUUCGUGCACAAUCCCGUGUUGUUUGCGUAGAACUCGCUAUGUGCCAGUUGUGUGUAAUAUAGGCUACGUUGCGUUUCACGCAUGAUGUGCACAAUGCAUUGUAUCAUUUCCUCCUUGUUUGACGUUUAAGGAAUUCAAGGAUAAAAUACAUCAUGCGCAUCAUGUGUGAAACGGAAUGUAACUGUAGUGCAUUUCAAUAUUAUACGUAAAAAGCAGGUUGUUUCGUCAGUGUUAUAGAGUCACUCAUAUAGGUUCUUAUAACUGCUGCAUAAAUAAAUACGUAAUGGUAAUCGUCAAAAGUCUGUUGGCAGUAGUUUUAUUACUUGUCACCAGCCAAGGAAUUCUUUAUCAAGAUAAUGAAGCAGUGGAUAAUCAAAUAGUGGAAGAUUCCAAGGAGAAUCAAUUUCGUUUACGACAGAAUGUUGUGCCUAUCCAUUACGAUGUAAAACUAAUACCUUAUAUGGAAAAUAAUUUUACUAUUGAUGGCGAAACAAACAUCGAUGUCGAAGUGCGCGAACCGACGAAUGCCAUCGAAUUACACGUUGUAUAUCUCGCAAUAGACGAAUCGCUGACGAAGAUAACUCGCAAAUGCGCAGAUGUAAAUUCUGAAUCGGAGUAUGUUCCAAAGCAUGAAUAUAACUCUGAAACACAAAUUUUGACGCUACGAUUUGAGGAAUUAUUGGAUCCUGGAUUCUAUACGCUGCAUUUUAUUUUCACGGGUGUGAUACAACCAUUUGACUUUUACGGAUUGUAUAGAAAAUCUUAUAUUAACGACAAAGGAAAUAAGAUAUGGUUAGCAGUAACACAAUUUCAAGCAACCAAUGCGCGACAAGUAUUUCCGUGUUGGGAUGAGCCUGCCAUAAAAGCGACUUUCAAAUUUUCCAUCAAGCACUAUCCUAAUUAUACAGCAUUAUCGAACAUGCCAUCCGUGCGAUCGAAAAUCGACACAGCCGACGGAAAAUUAUGGACGUACUUCGAGACAACUCCUAUUAUGUCUACCAAUAUAUUAGGAUUUGUGAUUGCUGGUUAUGAUCAUAUCUCAAAUUUAGAAGGUAAUGUCAAAAUAUGGGGACCAAAACACCUUCUUUCUCAUGCCGCACAGUCCCUCGAUAUUGCCGAGAAGGCAAUGCAGGAACUCGAAAAAUUCACCAAUAGCACCGUUCCUGUGCCGAAAAUGGAUCAUGUUGCCAUUCCAAAUUAUGUCGGUACUGAAAAUUGGGGUUUGAUCAUCUAUGAACAAAACAUACUUCUUGAAGAUAAGAGCUUACCUUCAAUUAGUAACAUAGACUAUAUUACGACAAUCACUGACGAAUUAGCGCACCAGUGGUUUGGAAAUUUUGUCAGUCCAAUUUGGUGGAAAUAUCUUUGGUUAAGUCAAGGCAUAUCGACCUAUCUGAAAUACUAUAUUACUGACAAAUUUCUCAAAGAAAAACGAUUGAUGGAUUAUAUUGUAGUGGUCGAAGAACAAGAAAUGCUGUUAAGAGAUGCACUUUACUCUACCCCAAUUCAUGUAAAUAUCAUUGGAUCUGACCUAGAUGUUACUGACGUAUUUUCUAUCAGAACAAAUAUAAAAUCUGCUUGUCUUCUGCGAAUGACAUCGCAUUUCUUGGGGGAGGAUGUGUUUCGAAACGGUUUAAUAAAAUACCUUCAAGCACAUAAAUAUAAUAGUGCUACAGCAGAUGAUUUAUGGAAGGCAUUACAAGAUGCCCUUGAUGAAUCAGAUGUACCGCAUAACAAUUUUAAAGUAAAAGACGUAAUGGACACUUGGUUCGAGCAGGGAUGGUAUCCACUCGUUACGGUUCAUCGAGAUUAUACUACAGGCGACAUCAAGAUAACGCAAAAAAUGUUUAAAUAUGACAAAACCAAUUUUGAAUAUGAAAGAAACGAAACAUGGUGGAUACCUAUAAAUUUUGCAACGCAAAGUAACUUGGAUUUUUCGUCAACGUUAGCCACCCAUUGGCUGAAACCGGAUGACGAGGAUAUAACAAUCGAAGGAGUUGACACUAAUGACUGGAUUAUUGUAAAUAAACAUCUGACAGGAUUUUAUCGUGUAAAUUACGAUACAACCAAUUGGAAAAGAAUUGCUACUUUUCUUAAUUCUGACAACUACGACAAGAUCCCAGUUCUGAAUCGUGCACAAAUUCUUGACGACGCUUUCUAUAUGAUGGAGACUGAACAACUUGACUCUAUUACUGUCGUUGAAAUUAUGAAUUAUUUGUCACGCGAAAUUGAUCCUGCACCAUGGUACAGAGUUCUUAAAAACUUUCUUGCAAUACAUAAUCUUUUGCGGUUACCCAAAGGAGAAUCAAUCCUUAAGCCAUAUUUGUCGACCAUUAUGCGUAAACUAUUUGAACGUAUCGACUUUGAUGGAAAUCCUGAUGAUGACUUUUUAACUAUAAAUAUUAGAAAGGAUCUGUAUAAAUAUGAUUGUAUACAUGGACUUUCGGAUUGUCAAGCUAAAAUUACUUCUAAAUUACUUGCAUAUGUGGACGAUCCAAUUGCAAAUAAACCAUUAUUCCAGGAAUGGCUAUAUUGUUUAGGUCUCAUAAAAGCGAAUGAAUCUUUUUGGGAUCAAUUCUUACAAGCACGUCAGAGAACAUCAAAAUCUCAUGAACAGUUUCUUGGUUGUUCGGAGAACUUGCACGUUCUUGAAAAACAAUUAAAUUCUAUUUCUGAAAAGGGAGAAAAAGAUGAAAGAUAUAAACAAUAUGAUAUCUUCUUUAAUAAUGUGUUCACAAUUUUUCCAACUACUGAAGUAGCAAUUCAAUUAUUUAUUAAUAAUUACGAGAGGUUUUACAAUACCGAUGCACCAUUUACUCUUGAGAGGCUCGUUGAUAAUAGUUUCAGAGAAGAAGAACUUAACAAGAUAAAAGAAUUUGCUGAACAACAUAAAAUCAAUAUACAAAUAUGGAUCAACAAUAGGAAAGCAAUCUUAGACAAAAUGAACAAUAAUUUGUUGAAACUUUUUGGUGCCUUAGAAAAUCAACAAACCAUCAAUCCAACAAAUUAAGCAAUGAUACUUCAUAGUCGGAUUUAAUUCAAGUGUAAUAAAAUAAAUAAAUAUAUAAAUUAUGAAUAUAUAUGAGUAAUAAAGAA
Molecule: messenger RNA, 3115 nt
Organism: Solenopsis invicta (red fire ant)
Lineage: Eukaryota; Metazoa; Arthropoda; Insecta; Hymenoptera; Formicidae
Product: aminopeptidase N
Exons: 11
Coding region: 303-3029 (908 amino acids)
Biological process (GO): proteolysis; peptide catabolic process
Cellular component (GO): cytoplasm
Molecular function (GO): zinc ion binding; peptide binding; metalloaminopeptidase activity
Source: RefSeq, a predicted model, not a curated record